Onthophagus taurus is the source of this 1866-nucleotide messenger RNA. Its product is annotated as arylsulfatase I. The record is from RefSeq and is a predicted model, not a curated record. Gene Ontology annotation, molecular function: sulfuric ester hydrolase activity. Lineage: Eukaryota; Metazoa; Arthropoda; Insecta; Coleoptera; Scarabaeidae.
AGAUCAAUAACACUAGCUUGUUAUCAAUUCUCGUCUCGUAACACCGAGAACAUACACAUAACACGUAACUUUAGCUUGUUUACAAAGCGUAUUUAUAACAAUAAUGCAGUGUAUAAAAUAUUCGUUAAAACAAUUGUUUAUUUUUUUAUUUCUUACGAUAAUAUUAAGUGUUAUCAAUAUUAAUGGACUUGAAACCAAACAACCUCCUCAUAUAAUAUUUAUAUUAGCCGAUGAUUUGGGUUUUAAUGAUGUUGGGUUUCAUGGUUCGUCUCAAAUACCAACCCCAAACAUCGAUAUUUUAGCUUACUCAGGAAUUAUUUUAAACAAUUACUAUGUAUCUCCGAUAUGUACGCCUUCAAGAAGUGCUUUAAUGACAGGAAAACAUCCGAUCCAUUUAGGAACACAACAUGGGGUUUUAUACGGAGCCGAACCCCGAGGUUUAUCGCUUUCCGAGGCUAUAAUGCCAGAAUUUUUCCAAAAAUUAGGAUACAAAAACCGAAUAGUUGGAAAAUGGCAUUUAGGAUCAUGGAAAUUAGUUUAUACCCCAACCUUUAGAGGAUUCGAUUCGCAUUUAGGUUUUUGGACUGGUCAUCUAGAUUACAAUGAUCACACUGCGAUGGAAAAAGGAACUUGGGGUCUGGAUAUGAGAAACGGUACUAAAAUCGCUUAUAAUCUUCAUGGGGAGUAUAUAACAAGUGCAAUUACAAAGGAAUGUGUUAAAAUUAUUGAAAACCAUAACGAAAAUGAUCCAUUAUUUUUGUAUAUUCCUCAUGCUGCUGUUCAUUCAGGAAAUCCUUAUAAUCCUUUAGCUGCACCUGAUGAAACUGUUGCUGAAUUAAAUCAUAUUUUAGAUUAUAAUCGAAGAAGAUUUGCAGCUAUGAUGGUUGAAUUAGAUAAGUCAGUAGGAGAAGUAAUAACCUCUUUAAGUAAAAAGAACAUGUUACAAAAUUCGAUAAUAAUUUUUAGUACAGAUAAUGGUGGUCCUGCUGCCGGUUUUAAUUUAAACGCGGCUUCGAAUUUUCCGUUAAAAGGUGUUAAAAAUACAUUAUGGGAAGGUGGGGUUAGAGGGGCAGGAUUUUUAUGGUCCCCUCUACUUAAUAAAACGCAAAGAGUUUCCCAACAAAUGAUGCACAUAACCGAUUGGUUACCAACGUUAAUUACAGCAGCUGGUGGGGAUCGUUCUUUGUUCACAUCAGAUAUAGCAGAUUUAAAAUUAGAUGGUAAAGAUUUAUGGAAAGCUUUGUCUGAAAAUAAACCAUCACCGCGUAAUGAAAUUUUACAUAAUAUCGAUGAUGUUGAAGGAAAUUCAGCGUUGACACUUGGCGAAUGGAAAAUUAUUAAAGGUAGUACUUACAAAGGACAAUGGGAUAAUUGGUAUGGUCCAUCCGGAAGAAGUGAUGUUUACAACGUUUCGAAAGUUUUAACAUCAAAAUCUGCGGUAGCACUUGAAAAAAUUGGAAAAAUUCCUUCGCAUAAUGAAAUUUUAAAUCUAAGAAAUGAAGCUACAGUUACUUGUUCUAACGAAAAACGUGUAGAGUGUAGCCCAUUAAUUCAAGAUUGCUUGUUUAACAUUAAAAAUGAUCCAUGUGAAACAAUAAACUUAGCGGAGAAAUUCCCGUCGGUUUUAAAGGAUCUUCAAAAACGUAUUUCUGAUUGGAAUACAACAGCAGUUCCCCCAGGAAAUCUUCCCGUUGAUCCAAGAGGUGACCCUAAAUAUUUCGAAUAUGUUUGGACAAAUUUUGGAGAUCACGAAUAUCAAGUUUUAACUUCAUAAAAAAGAUUUAUUUAAAAACAAUAUAAAUUAAUUUCAAUAAAUUACAAUAAUUUUAGUCCUCAACAUCAGAUUUACGGACUCGAUUUAAGUCA